AUGGCUAAACUUGCUGUGAUCUUCGCUUUCUUGUUCUCAACCGCGUUAGUAGCACAGGCAGCAUCUGGCGCCAACUCCGUUGGUCAUGUGGACCGUCAACUGACAUGUAGUACCAUCUGCUUCACCCUUCGAGGAGCCGAAGAACGCGCCGAAAUCGACUGCCGUCGCAGAGGGCCUGGCUGUGCAGUAAUUCCCUGUGAACGAAGCGGACGAACCGGUUUCACUUGUGGAGUCGCUCCGACCCCGACCCCGUCUCCGUCCCAGAUCCCAAUUUCCGAGGGCCCAAUUAUGGUCCCCACCAUCCUUCAGUUCCCACCCGAGAUCGAGAUUGGUGGUACCAUCAAUGUUACGAUUGAGGUUACUGUUGAUGACCUUUCCAGCUCCACGAUGGAAGACUUCUAUUUGCUCUCCGAUGCGACCGGCUCUAUGGCUGAAGAAAUUACGGAAGUACAAGAGAACUUUGAUAUGCUCGUCGACGCAAGAAGGAAUGCAUCUGGAGACGUAGCCUUUGGGGUUGGUUUCUACAGAGACGAAGAGGACAUUCCGCCCUUCGAGAACUUGCAGUCUCUUACCACAAAUCUCGGACUUGUCGAUACAGCCAUUGCUUCGCUCAACGCAGUCGACGGUGGGGACAUCCCAGAGGCCAACUUGUUUGCAAUCAGUGAGGUUGCCACUAAUCCAUCUAUCGGAUGGAGGGAUGGUUCUCGAAAAAUCUUAGUUUACUUUGGUGAUGCACCGGGUCAUGAACCGACCUGCCCUGCUGACAGUGUGCCUCUCACCCGUGAUGUUGUCGUUGACCAGUUGAAUGAGAUUGGUAUCGCCGUCGUCGCUACUAACUUCGCCGCGAGUAACACUGAAGGGCUUAACGCAGCCACGACAAGCGCGACUGGUACUAAUUUCGGUUGCCCUGGUCCAGUCGUAAACAGCCCUUCAGGCCAAGCCGACGCUAUCACGAGCGGGACUCUCGGAUCAAUCCGCAGGAUCGCCGACUCUGACGCUGGAAGUCUUAUUGAUCAAAUUCUUGACGCUGUGACAGCUCUCCCUCAAGAGCUCUCUGUUUCGACAACCGACUGUGAUGGAAGGGUCGCAAUCACUUUCAGGCCGGACCUUCCGCUUCUCAUUGCAGCCGGUGAGACAAGGUCGAUUGUUGAGGAAGCGACAAUUCUGCCGGGUGCUUGCGAGUUCCCAGACGGCUUCACCUGCGAAAUUAACCUCAAUCUGAGCGGGGUCGGCGUGAGGCAGACGAUCGCUACCACCUCAAUUGCUGGCUGCGUCCCUGGUGACGGGUUCCCGUAAAACAUUCUAUCGCAAGGUCAGGAACAGACGGGGAAGUUGCCACCGUGGCAGGAGCUGUAGUCUCUCCAUGCAUCAUAUUCAUGCAGUCGGCUGGGCUUCUGCUCGUGCGGUAUGGCGACGUUUUCCAGUCGUACAGCACUCAGCCUUACAAAAUUAGGAUAGAAGCUCAAAGUUGAGUAACUCCCCAUGAUGACCAGAGAGACUUCUCAACGGGCUCGCUAGCGCAAAUUAAAAGAAUAAUGUACGAAUCCACGGUUGCUCCCUGUGGUUCCAUCCAGAUAGGUCAGCACAGUAGAUAAGGCACAGCCACAUAGGGCACUACAACUCAGCAGAUAAAGUCACCGCCGGCCGCCCUCCCCCCCAGAGGAGAGAGGGCCAUCGGUGUUCAUGGCAUCACA
Molecule: messenger RNA, 1694 nt
Organism: Chondrus crispus (carragheen)
Lineage: Eukaryota; Rhodophyta; Florideophyceae; Gigartinales; Gigartinaceae
Exons: 2
Coding region: 1-1296 (431 amino acids)
Source: RefSeq, a predicted model, not a curated record